AUGGAUGAAUGUCAAAAUUCAGACGCCAAGUCCCUCGGUUUCUGCCAUCUUCCUUCGGAGCUCAUACAAAACAUCCUCUUCUCCCUAGCUUUGCCCGAAAUCAUUCGCAUGAAAUUAGUCAACAAGUUUCUUGCUUAUGUUAUAUCCGACCAAAAUUUUAUCCGGGAGUGCAACCUGCGAUCAAGGUCAGCUACUUGGUUGUUUGUCUACAAGAAACGAUGGCGCCGUGACGCGACGAUUCAUGGUUUCUCCGAUCAAUCAAACCGUUGGUUCAAGAUUUCCAUUGAUGAUUUGAUGAUGCAAGUGAUUUUUUAUCCGGGUGAAGAUAUUUACUUAUUGACAGCGAGUGGCAAUAUUUUUUUGUUUGCUUCCAAUACCCAAAAGGCAGUUAUUGCCGUUAAUUUGGUUAGUAAGGCCGUUAAAAAGAUCCCUCCAUGUCCAUUGGGCCCACGUGGCACUUCUUCUUGGAGAAGAUCAGGGAUGAAGUUAGUACCCGAACCAUCCGGUUCGGGCCAUUUCCGGUUUGUGUUUGUUGAGUUGUUGGAGAACCGUCCGGUUCUGUUUGAGUACAAUUCAGAGACUGACGAGUGGGAGUCCACCAAGGCAAGAGAGAUUUACGGGAACUUUCUAGGGAACGAUUGUAUGUUUCUCAAUGCUGUUAAUGGACCUUAUGAAAGCCUGGUGGUGGCCGUUGGAUCUGAAUACUGCAACUCCCCAAUGAUUCUACGGCCACGAUUAGGAAAUCCAGUGCAGCAACCAUCCACUGCAUUCAGCUGGGUGAACAUCAGUGAUCGGAAACACGUGUAGGGUGAUGGACACAUGAUGAUCAUGAGAUCGAGGGGCAUGGACAACAACACGGAUAGGAGGGUGAAGAUGCUAAGUAGCAUAGAAAUGUGGGGCAUAAGCCUAAACAGUGGGAAUUGGCAGUAUAUUUCAAACGUUCCAAGUGACAUAAUGAAGCAACUUGGGAAGCCCUAUGGAGUUAUGAUAGGGUGCUUAGAGGCAAGACGUGGGAUAAUAAGGUUGGUUUUGAUGUCUAAUUUUGAGGGUUUAUGGGACAUUGUUUGGCUCACUUAUGAAAAAGAGAGCGGUGUUUGGACUUGGGUCCCAUUGCCUGAUUGCAAGAUGAAGGGCUCCAACCUGGCUGGAAUCACAUUCUCCUCGGGCCUUUCCCUCGCAUGAUCUAACAUGAGACUCUACGGAACGGCUGCUGGAUUGAGAUCAUCAAAGAGGAUGCUCUCAGAUUGUGCUGUUGUCUUCCUUUUUUUGGGGUUUUAUAUUAAAUAUAAUAGCAUUGGUUUUGUAAGAGUUUGUU
Messenger RNA from Theobroma umbraticum, 1315 nucleotides. Its product is annotated as GRAS family transcription factor family protein. NCBI's taxonomy places the organism in Eukaryota, Viridiplantae, Streptophyta, Magnoliopsida, Malvales, Malvaceae. The record is from RefSeq and is a predicted model, not a curated record. Gene Ontology annotation, molecular function: protein binding.